This is a messenger RNA of Nematolebias whitei (Rio pearlfish), 2268 nucleotides long. It is a transcript of the gene ace2, whose product is annotated as angiotensin I converting enzyme 2. The coding region runs from base 67 to 2268 and encodes 733 amino acids. Lineage: Eukaryota; Metazoa; Chordata; Actinopteri; Cyprinodontiformes; Rivulidae. The transcript is spliced from 17 exons. The record is from RefSeq and is a predicted model, not a curated record. Gene Ontology annotation, molecular function: metallopeptidase activity; peptidyl-dipeptidase activity. Gene Ontology annotation, cellular component: plasma membrane. Gene Ontology annotation, biological process: proteolysis.
GCCGCGGACCUGGAGGCGGAGGCCGCGGACUUCUUGGAGCGGUUCGAUCAGAAUGCCAGCACACAGAUGUACCAGUACUCCCUGGCAUCGUGGGCCUACAACACUGACAUCAACCAGGAGAACUCAGACCGGCUGCUGGAACAGGAAAAAAUCUGGGCCGCCUUCUACAGCCGGGCGUCAGAGGAGUCCAGAAAGUACCCCAUCCAGCAGAUCCAGGACCCGAGCAUCAAGGUCCAGCUCCUGUCCUUACAGGACAAAGGUUCUGGAGCUCUGAGCCCGGACAAAGCUGCACAUCUGAACAAGGUGCUGAGUGAGAUGAGCACGAUCUACAGCACGGCCACUGUUUGUGGACUCGACGACCCGCUGGACUGCCACACUCUGGAGCCGGGUUUGGAGAACAUCAUGGCCGAAAGCAGGAACUACUCGGAACGCCUUCACGUGUGGGAGGGCUGGAGGAAAGAGGUGGGGAAGAGGAUGAGGCCGCUCUACGAGGACUACGUGGACUUGAAGAAUGAAGUCGCCAAACUCAACGGGUAUGAAGACUAUGGAGCCUACUGGAGGUCCAACUACGAGACCAUCGAGGAAGACGCUCAGUUCAAGUACACCAGACAGCAGCUGAUGGACGACGUUCGCUCCAUCUACAAAGAGAUCUUGCCGUUAUAUCAGGAGCUGCACGCCUACAUGAGAGCCAGACUCACGGAGGUCUACCCAGGCCACAUUGAUCCAGAGGGUCCUCUGCCGGCCCACCUGCUGGGUGACAUGUGGGGCAGAUUCUGGACCAACCUGUACCACCUGUCAGUCCCCUACCCUGACAAGCCUGAUAUUGACGUGAGCAGCACCAUGGUGGAGCAGGACUGGUCCGAACUUCGGCUCUUUAAAGAAGCAGAGAAGUUUUUUAUGUCCGUGGGUCUGUACAAGAUGUUCAACAACUUCUGGACCAACUCCAUGCUUGUGAAGCCCAACGAUGGACGCAAGGUGGUGUGUCACCCCACCGCCUGGGACAUGGGGAAUAGAGAGGACUUCAGGAUAAAAAUGUGCACCAAGGUCGACAUGGACAACUUCCUCACUGUGCACCAUGAGAUGGGCCACAACCAGUACCAGAUGGCCUACCGGAACCUGUCCUACCUGCUGAGAGAUGGGGCCAACGAAGGUUUCCACGAGGCUGUGGGAGAAAUCAUGUCCCUCUCUGCUGCGACACCAAAACACCUGCAGAGCCUGAGUCUUCUGCCGGCUGACUUUGUCUACGACCAUGAAACGGAGAUCAACUUCCUGCUGAAGCAGGCGCUGACCAUUGUGGCCACGCUGCCCUUCACCUACAUGCUGGAGGAGUGGAGGUGGCAGGUGUUCGCAGGUAGCAUCUCCAAGGACGAGUGGAUGAAGCGCUGGUGGGAGAUGAAGAGGGAGUUGGUGGGAGUAGCAGAACCAGUUCCACGGGACGAAACUUACUGUGACCCCGCCACUCUGUUUCACGUCUCUGGAGACUAUUCUUUCAUUCGGUACUUUACAAGGACCAUCUACCAGUUUCAAUUCCAGAAGGCCCUCUGUGACGCAGCCAAUCACAGUGGAUCUUUGUCAUCAUGUGACAUCACUGGGUCCAAAGAAGCAGGAACCAAGCUGAGAAAUAUGUUGGAGCUGGGCCGGUCUCAGUCCUGGACCAGAGCUCUGCAUACCAUAUCCGGAGAUACCAGAAUGGACGCCCGGCCCCUGAUGAAGUAUUUCCAGAAACUUUAUGACUGGUUGAAGGAGGAUAACAGGAAACACAACCGGGCUGUAGGCUGGAAGACGGCAGAUCCACCUUCUGAUCAUUCCAUUAAAGUGAGAAUAAGUUUGCUUGCAGCCAUGGGCGACAGCGCUUAUACCUGGAACGACAAUGAGAUGUACUUCUUCAAAUCAAGCGUAGCUUACGCCAUGAGGCAGUUCUACUCCCAGAAGAAGCAGACGCUCCUCUUUACGUCAGAAAAUGUCGUCACCUUUAAAGAAACUCCCAGGAUCUCCUUCUACAUUGCGGUGACCAACCCUCAAACUCCGACUGUUUACAUCCCAAAGGCAGAUCUGGAGGCGGCCAUCAGGUUGAGCCGCGGUCGGAUCAAUGAAGCCUUCCAGUUGGACGACUGGACGCUGGAGUUUGUGGGAAUCCACCCAACGCUGGCGGCGCCCAACGAGAAGCCGGUGGAGGUGUGGCUGGUGGCGUUCGGCGUGCUCAUGGUCAUCGUGGUGUUGCUGGGUGUUUACAUUCUUGCAUCUGGUGUCAGAGCGCGCAAGAAGUGA